Vitis riparia (riverbank grape) is the source of this 1392-nucleotide messenger RNA. RefSeq lists its product as uncharacterized. The transcript is spliced from 3 exons. The record is from RefSeq and is a predicted model, not a curated record. Lineage: Eukaryota; Viridiplantae; Streptophyta; Magnoliopsida; Vitales; Vitaceae. Bases 1 to 1392 code for a protein of 463 amino acids.
AUGGGUUUUGGGGAUAAGUGGGCAGCCUGGAUAAGAUGGUGCAUAUCCACAACGAGCUUUUCGGUUCUGGUUAAUGGUACUCCGUCGGGCUUUUUCCAUAGCAGUAGAGGUUUGAGGGAGGGAGAUCCUCUAUCUCCAUAUCUCUUUGUGAUUGGGAUGGAGGCCCUUAGCACCCUCAUUAAUAAAGCUGUAAGUGGGGGUUUCCUAUCAGGUUGCAGGAUUAGGGGAAGGGUAGGAGACGGGAUUCAAAUAACCCAUUUGCUAUUCGCUAAUGACACUCUCAUAUUUUGUGAAGCUACCACAGAGCAGAUGUCAUCUUUGUGUUGGAUUUUAAUGUGGUUUAAAGCCAUUUCAGGCCUGAAAAUAAAUUUGGACAAGAGCAAAAAUUUUCCGGUGGGAAGGGCUGAUAAUGUGGAGGAAUUGGCUCUAGAAUUAGGCUAUAAGGUGGGGGCGCUGCCCUCCUAUUAUUUGGGGCUUCCUUUAGGGACUGCUUAUAACUUGGUGGCAGUUUGGGAUGGGAUGGAGGAGAGGUUCUGGAGGAGGUUGGCCAUGUGGAAGAGACAUUUUAUUUCUAAAGAGGGAGGAUUACCCUCAUUCGGAGCACGGGAUGGUAGAAGAGUGAGAUUUUGGGAGGAUAGGUGGUGCAGAGACAAGGCUCUAAGUCUUUCUUUCCCUUCUUUGUAUGCUUUGGUGACUUCUAAAGAGGCAUGGGUGGCGGAGGUUUGGGAUGCUACAGGGGAGGAUGGGGGAUGGAACCCACGCUUUUCUAGGCCGUUUAACGAUUGGGAAAUGGAGAUGGUGGAGAGAUUCAUUUUCUUAUUGCAAGGGAAGAGGGUGGUUAUCAAUUUGGAGGAUCAGAUGCAGUGGAAGGAGGCUAAGGAUGGUAAUUUUUCUGUGAAAUCCUUUUAUAGAGCUUUGGAGGGCAGCAGCACAGUCCCGUUCCCGAAAAGUAUCAUUUGGAGCACUUGUGUUCCUACUAAGGUCGUUUUUUUUGCUUGGGAAGCCACUUGGGGUAAAGCUCUAACGUUGGACCAGCUAAAAAAGAGGGGCUGGUCUCUUCCGAAUGGAUGUUACCUUUGUGGUGUUGCUGAAGAGACUGUUGAUCAUCUUCAAAUUCAUUGCACCAAGGCAAGGGUUUUAUGGGAGUUGUUAUUUAACCUUUUUGGUGUGAUGUGGGUUCUUCCAUCGUCAGUGAAGGAGAUCCUUCUUGGGUGGUAUGGUGUGUUUGUGGGCAAGAAGCGGGUUAAAGUUUGGAGAGCAGCCCCUUUAUACAGGAGCACUUCUUUACUGGACAGACAGCAUCACAUCGUUCCAGCUGCUGCUUGCCCCAGUUUCCUCUGUAAAUUAGCCAACCCUAAUGAAGCAAUACCUUACAUGGGCCAAAACGUCUAA